GUAUGGAAAUGCCUCAUUCUAACACUGUAAAACCAUACACUUUAUGUAAUGAGUUAAAGACUACGAAGACUAUGCAAUCAAUGCUAAGGGAAAGGUAACACUCCCAUUUUCUGAAUACAGUUCAGGUGUGGGAACUGAAAGUUGUGAUCACCUGGGUAAAUAAGGUGUAUAAAUACACUUUGAAUAAGGUUGCACUGUGGCCUGUUUGCUCUCGUGUCUGUUUUGUGGGGAGCUUCCUUUGGCAUUUUUGUGUGUAAUUAUGUAAACAUUAUGAAAUUGAUAAUACAUGCUCUAGAGAUUUUGGGGGAAGAGUGAUUUCACAGUUGAAUGCUCCAAGAGUGGCUGCUGUACAGAUGUGUAACAGAAGUGGUAUGGUUCGGACCCUAUAAGGAGGAAGAAUACCCAGUCCACAGAAACGUGCUGCAAACCUGUUUUGAAAAAAACCUGAGUCUUUUCUAGAUAAGAUGGCCGGGUUAGAAGCAAGGCUGCCAUGGCCUAACAGGAGCACCUUUGUGCUCCACUGGUUCAAAUCGGUGUCUGACUCAGAUUUUCACAGCCUCUACAGUCAUCAGCAAUUUGAUGGUUUCCUGGAAGAUCUUUUUAUAGAAGAGACUUUUGCUUUUGUUCCUCUGUUAUACCAUCAGAAGUGUUUUGUCUCACUUGCCAUUAGCAAGCUAUUGUUACAUACAGUGUAUUAGGCAAAGCUGUGUGGGAAAUUAUCCCCUCCUCACAUGCUUCUUUGUUUAUAUAGGGUCUGAAGGCUUUGUUCUAGUGUUUUGAAAAUGUCCUCCACUUUCCUGGUGGACAUUACAUCAGCUGUUUAUCUUCACCUGCAUUUACACUUGUAUCUCUGCAGACUAUAGUCUGUUGAAGCUCUGAUCCAGCGUUCUGUUUUCAUCACUGUUUAAUGGUGUCUGGUAAUGCAAUGCAAAGUGGACACCAAUACUUUCUCUGUAACAGGGGUAUACUGUACAGAUUAAUCCUGAAUUGCUAAAUGUAGGACAAGCCUUCCCUCUAGAAGAGUCUUUCUCACUAAGAGAGGCUCAUAGGAUGUGCAUUGAGUCAGUCCCAAUUUAAUCGCCUUGAGCAACACCUUAGCUGUUAAGAGCCUGUCUAAUGACCAAUUACAAAGUGUGGCUGGGAUUCCCCAACAUGGUUUUGUUGGAGCACUCAGGUUCUUUGUGCAGAGGUUGAAUACUGAGGCCUGCCUUUGAGUAGCUUCUCCUGAAAUUAACUGUUCUUUUUCUCUUUCUUUCAGUUAAAGAUUUCUUACAGGACUUCACACAGUCUUUUGUACAACUGCAUGUGGAGCAGUUUAUUUCUCUGAGCCUAGGGCUGACUUCUCAGGAAGAGGUGUGAGAACCCUCUGCUUCAGUGCCCAUGAAGGCAGCAACUCCAGCAUCCUUUUUCAGAACUAUGCCAAGAAAACGAAAGCUGUUGGCUCAGUUAAGUGCUCUCCAAAGUGACAGCAGCUUCGCUUCCUUUGAUGCCUUGGGGAACCUGAACACUAAACCUGAUGGUGAUUCUUGUCCAAAAAGCAGCAAAUAUUUUGCAGCAGAGAAAAAAAAUUCUUCCCGUCUGGAAGCAGAUUUUUUCAACCAGCCCUGUAUUAGCCUGGCCAAGUCCUUUCUGGGACAGGUUUUAGUUCGCAAACUUCCUGAUGGCAGAGAACUCUGGGGGAGGAUUGUUGAAACAGAAGCUUAUCUGGGUGGGGAAGAUGAAGCUUCCCACUCGAAAGGUGGGAAGCAGACUCAACGAAAUGCAGCAAUGUUCAUGAAACCAGGAACUCUGUACGUGUAUCAGAUCUACGGGAUUCAUUUCUGCGUGAAUGUUUCCAGUCAAGGGGAAGGGGCUGCAGUAUUGCUUCGCUCUUUGGAACCUCUGCAGGGAUUAGAUGAGAUGAGAGAGAUGCGCAGUGCUUCAAGGAAAGGACCCACAAAGCUGCUGAAGGACUGGCAGCUGUGUAGCGGGCCCUCCAAGCUCUGCCAGGCAUUUGGGAUUGAUAAGACUUUUGACCAAAGGGACCUGACUCAAGAUGCAGCCAUCUGGAUGGUACCUGGACCUGACCUACCAGGGGAGCAGGACGUGGUAGCCACAACAAGGAUUGGUAUUGGCAACAGGGGAGAGUGGACACAGAAACCCCUCAGGUUUUAUUUACGAGGAAACAGAUUUGUGAGUGUUGUAGACAAGAAAAUGGAGAGAGAGAUGGCAGCAAUAGGACAGCUUUCUUGUCUUGCAAGUGUGCCACCAAGCAGGAGUUGAGCUGUGCUCUGUAUUAUAGCAGUGUUGUGGCAGCAGCUAUAGCAGAGAGAGUGGCCUGGAGGUUUUUAAAUAAUAAAUGUACUUUAUUGCACUUUAUUGCAAUAAAUGAGGCAAGGUGGAAUUUUC
Messenger RNA from Strigops habroptila (Kakapo), 2388 nucleotides. RefSeq names its product N-methylpurine DNA glycosylase (gene MPG). Gene Ontology annotation, molecular function: DNA binding; alkylbase DNA N-glycosylase activity. Gene Ontology annotation, biological process: base-excision repair. The coding region runs from base 1381 to 2262 and encodes 293 amino acids. The record is from RefSeq and is a predicted model, not a curated record. The transcript is spliced from 4 exons. Lineage: Eukaryota; Metazoa; Chordata; Aves; Psittaciformes; Psittacidae.